GUGACUUUCUUGCAGGUUUUGCAACAGGCGAAUAUCAAGUCCCAAGCAUGCUGGAUCAACCUCGUAAACGCCACGCAAUCAGAAAUGGGCAGUUGUCUUCAGCUAGACACCCUCGCCCAGCUCCUCGUCCAAGACCCAGCCAACAGCUCGUUCGCCGAUUCCGCCUCGACGUACCUCUCGGCGAUGUGUGGUCAAGCGCAAUGUUCCCAGCAAGCGAUCGACGCUUGGAAACCCGCCUUUGACUGGGAUUGCGGGUUGGCAGAGGAUUCGGGGACGCCCUUGGUCCAAGCGCUAGACAUGACCUUGAAGCUGUAUACUUCGGCUUACAGGAACCUGGCGUGCGAUAUUACCUUCAAUGGGACCUCGACAAACUGCCUCGCGGAAGUCCUGAACUCGACCGCAGUCACCAACAACCGGGAUUUCUUCACCAAUAUGAUUUCCGGGAUGAACAUCCAAUGGUACGACCAAUCGUUCUUCGGGGUCAAGUGGUGUACCGGGUGUUAUUACGAGCUCUACAAGGCUGCC
Messenger RNA from Filobasidium floriforme, 525 nucleotides. RefSeq lists its product as uncharacterized. The transcript has 3 exons. The record is from RefSeq and is a predicted model, not a curated record. The annotation marks the transcript as partial. NCBI's taxonomy places the organism in Eukaryota, Fungi, Basidiomycota, Tremellomycetes, Filobasidiales, Filobasidiaceae.